Oikopleura dioica is the source of this 2343-nucleotide messenger RNA. The record is from the annotation of a GenBank genome assembly. Lineage: Eukaryota; Metazoa; Chordata; Appendicularia; Copelata; Oikopleuridae.
AUGCUCUACAGAUGGAACAACAAAAAACGACAUUUUCGACCAGUUCAAGGAUUUACAAGUCAUGGUGCAGCAUCAGCAGAAUAUUUCUCUUAUUUGAAUCAACACUACCUCAUCAUUGCCAAUUACGAAGACCCAAAAAGAAAUGCUCAUUCUCGCUACGUUUCCUCGCAACUCUUCUGGUACGAUUUCGGCAUCGAGCAGUUCGUCACCAAGGACCACAUCGAUGUCAGAGGAGUCCUAAAAUGGAGCACCUUUAUCGUCCAAAAAUCACUCUACCUCGUCGGCGCCCGGCACAAAGAAACAUCUAUCGACGAGUUCGGGAAGAUGCGCUACACAACAACCUCUCCCAUGUUCAAAUUCGACCCUAGAACUGCCAAGUUCGAGCUGCUGGAAAACAUCUCAAUCCCCUCCCACGGCGCUACAGACAUUCUUUUCGCAAGAAUACGCGGACGAAACCUGCUUCUCGUCGGGAAUUUCGGUGGCGAUCUGACCCCGACAAGAGUUGGAGAAGAUGUCAAAAACGUGAAGAAUCAAGUUCAGUCGGAAAUUUAUGAAUUUCACGAGCACAAUGAGUCGUUAUCCCUGCUCCAAACUAUCGAAACUAAUGGCUUGCGAAAUUGGCAAAACUUCCAAAUCGGCGGCGAUUACUUCAUUCUCGCUGGCAACUCGCUGCGCCCAGAAACAUUUCAUCAGGAUAAUCCAACUUCGAUUUUGUAUAAAUGGUCCGGAGAGGAGCUAUUUAAACUUUCGCAUAAUAUUCCGACGCGGCAGGGCGAAGUCUCAGAUUGGAAAUACGUGGAGAUCGAAGGAAAGCGGCUCUUGGUUGGCGCCAACUCGCGGCACUCGCAGGACAGCGGCUUCUAUUCAUUCCGAGCAGUUUCGUUGUUUCAAGUUUGUUUGAAACUCCAGCUACGUAAGCAACACCUCCAGUUACUUGCAAAAUCCGUCAACCCCGACUGCACCGCCGAUGACAAGGUAAAACUCCUCGACGAGCUCAAGAAAUUCAAAUCGGUUGAAACCUUCGUUGUCGAACAAGAUUGUGUAACUCACCUGGAAUAUUUCCUUCUCUUUACGCAGUUUUCGGAAACACGAAUCGGAAUCGACUACUACGGUUUUCUUGAUCACGUUCGCCUUAACGUUGAAAGUCGCGGAACGACGACCCUCAAAUUUGAGAAUCUGAAAGCCGAAAGCGUCGACAAAGACGAAGAAAGCUUCAUCAGCAAGUACACCAAACUCACUCUCGAAAGUUUUCCGAGCUCUACUCGCGAAGCACUCGACGGAGAAAUUCCUGAUCCACGCGAACGAUCAAAAGCUAGAAUGUCUGGAGAAACCGAAAGCAAGGUUGAGUAUGUCAGCAGAACGAAAAUUGAACUCCCGAAAUUCGAGAAAAGCGGACUGUCUGUGUCCAGAUGGAUUAACAACUGUCUCUUUCUUCUCGAUAUUGAAGGAAUCUAUGACGACAAACGUAGAAUUCGAGCGAUUCUCCAAGCUGUGCCAGAAUCGAAACUUGGAACGAUUACAUCUUUGAUCCCGUAUGACUAUCUUCUCAAUGACGUUGUCGAAAUCAUAGAAUCAGAACUCGAAAUCUCCAAGGAACGUGCGCGAAAACUUUUGAAAGCCUGUCAGUAUGACGAAAAGCUUGAUAAGACGCUUGUUGGUUUUGCGAACAGAAUCCUUGAUCUCGCAAGCAUCAUCUACAAAGGCAGACAUCGAGACAUCAUCAAAGCCUUUGCCAACAGCGAGUUCCUCGAAAAGCUCCCUAGUCCGAUCAAAUACUGUGAGUACUGGAACCUGAAUGAAGAUCCGGAAGGCCGUGAUAUCCUUCAAAACGCGAAGAUUGCCGACCGAAUCCUCAUCAAAAUGAGAAAUAAACAGGAAAGCAACUGUAACGUCACCUUCGCUGACGAAAAAGCCGAUGCCGAACCUGCUGUAUCGCUUGAGGAUAAGGUCAAUGAAAUUGCAAAGUCUUUGAACGCACUGCAAACGAAUGACCGCCGUGGAAGACAGCCAUACCGUGGACCUCACCAGCGAAACCGAUCUUACAGCAAUGGUCGACACAGAGGGACCGUGGUUACAAGGACAGACACCGUGGUCGAAGCCGGGACAACAGUUUUCACCGUCGAAGCCAGGACCGCAGUUACGAUCGUCGAAGCCGAGACCGCGGAUAUCAACGCCGGAGUCAGGAUCGUCAGUACCAACGACGAAGCCAAGAACGUAGUUUCCAAGAUCCUAGCCAGGAAAGACGACAGUUGUCCAGAGGAAGAAGCGACACCCCGCAUGGUGAACGACGACAAAGGCCGUUCAAUGGAAAGUGCUUUGGUUGUGGCCGAUAUGGUCACAUGA